Molecule: messenger RNA, 540 nt
Organism: Pygoscelis adeliae (Adelie penguin)
Lineage: Eukaryota; Metazoa; Chordata; Aves; Sphenisciformes; Spheniscidae
Gene: PAWR
Product: PRKC, apoptosis, WT1, regulator
Exons: 6
Coding region: 1-540 (179 amino acids)
Biological process (GO): positive regulation of apoptotic process; apoptotic process
Cellular component (GO): cytoplasm
Source: RefSeq, a predicted model, not a curated record
AUGGUGUCAGGGAUCGUCAGUAUCCAAGCCUCAGAACACCUUGAUGAAUAUGAAGAUGAUGAAGCAGGGCAGAAGGAGCGAAAGAAGGAGGAUGCUAUUACCCAACAGAAUACGAUACAAAAUGAGAGUUCCAGUGCAGAUACCCCUGGCUCAUACUUACUACAGGAUUCCUCCAGGAUGGUUUCAAGCAGGUAUAAAAGCACAGCUAAUGCACCAGAAGACGAUGCUCCAAAUAGAUACUCCCGAACAGACAGGACAACUUACAGCAGAUACAGCAGGGAUGCAAAUUCUUCUGGCAGUUCUGUACCAAGUAAUGCUUUGGAAAAGAGGAUUGAGGAACUUGAAAGGGAACUUGCAAAGGAGAGACAGGAAAAUGCAAGAUUAAUGAAGAUGACACAGGACAAAGAGGAACUAAUUGGAAAGCUGAAGGAAGAAAUUGAUUUAUUGAACAGAGACCUAGAUGAUAUAGAAGAUGAAAAUGAACAAUUGAAGCAAGAAAAUAAAACCCUCUUAAAAGUUGUUGGACAGCUGACAAGGUAG